Messenger RNA from Erythranthe guttata (spotted monkey flower), 1255 nucleotides. RefSeq names its product grpE protein homolog 2, mitochondrial. Gene Ontology annotation, cellular component: PAM complex, Tim23 associated import motor. Gene Ontology annotation, biological process: protein import into mitochondrial matrix; protein folding. NCBI's taxonomy places the organism in Eukaryota, Viridiplantae, Streptophyta, Magnoliopsida, Lamiales, Phrymaceae. Gene Ontology annotation, molecular function: adenyl-nucleotide exchange factor activity; protein-folding chaperone binding; protein homodimerization activity. The record is from RefSeq and is a predicted model, not a curated record.
UUUUGUUUUUGCCUUUUUGGCCUUCCUCCCGGCAUAAGUCAAAAUCCUUGUAAAACCCUGCCUCGUUUAUUCCUCCGCCGGCACCGCCUCCAAUUUUUCCGAUCGACACCUCCGGUAAAUCCCAAAUUAACCUAGUUCCCCCACGGAAAUGUCGGUGAGCAGAAUUACAUCUCGUUUAUCAACGAUCGUGUUAACUCGGAGCUGCAACUCGCCGCUUUUCUCCGGUCGCCAUGAAAGCAGAUUCGUUUCUUCUGUCAAUCAAUUUUUCUCCCCCGGCGGGAUCCACGAUAAGGUUAUAGAUCAACGGUUUGGAUUCUCGUCAUUUGCAUCACCACCGUCGAAUGCCCAAUCCGUAAAUGAACAAGAAACUCGGACAAAUAAUGAAUCCUUUUCAGCUGUUAAAAAAAGGAGAAGGGGUGCUAAAAGGAUUGCAUUUUCCGAUUCCGAUUCUGAUGACUCGGAUUUGAAGAGCGACCUCUCGAGAGAUGGUCUGGUAAAACUUGUGGCGAAGAAGGAACGACUUUUGUUUGCAAAGCAAGAGGAGAUUGAAAACAUGAAGGAUAAAGUCCUGAGGGCGUUUGCGGAAAUGGAGAAUGUGAAGGAGCGUACUAGGCGAGAAUCGGAGAAUGCAAAGAAGUUUGCCAUUCAGAAUUUUGCAAAGUGUCUUUUAGACGUGGCGGAUAAUUUGAGCAGGGCUUCUUAUGCUGCAAAAGAGAGCUUUACGAAAAUCGAUGUAUCUAAAGAUACUGGUGGAUCUGUUCAACAACUUCAAACGCUACUCGAAGGUGUCGAAAUGACUGAAAAACAACUAUCGGAGGUAUUCAGAAAGUUUGGAUUAGAGAAAUACGAUCCGACAAACGAAGAAUUUGAUCCAAACCGGCAUAAUGCCGUUUUCCAAGUUCCAGAUGCUUCAAAACCAGCAAACCAUGUUGCAGUUGUUCUAAAGGCUGGAUAUAUGCUGCACGACCGAGUCAUUAGGCCUGCUGAAGUUGGUGUUACCGUUGCAAUGAGUUAGGAUAUGCUGAACGAGCUUUUUGAGGCCUGAAACAAUACUGUACAUCUAUUUACUCUUAAUUAUUUCGUCGCUAGUUUUUUUAGAUGAGAAUCACGGUUAAAGAAAAAAUCGAGCACGAUCAAUGAAGCCAAAUUUAGGUGAAAAGUGAAAUGUAAAUUUGUUCCAGAGACAUCCACUUAUCGCUUUGCUUAAUAUAUGUGCAUUAGAGCAUAUAACAAGAACCGAUAAAGCUUUCGUUUU